AUAAACCCCAAUUAAAACUAACAAUUUGCUGCAGGUGCGUGUUUUUAAGCCUUUAAUCGUGUAUUUGAGAAACUCCGGUGAGUUGUGGCACAACACAAAGGCGCUUAAAACCAUCAUGGACUUCGCCAGCGUGCUUGCUAAAAGCGAGGCGCAUCAACGCACCAUAAUCCACCUGGACAUGGACUAUUUCUACGCUCAGGUGGAGGAGAUUCGGGAUCCCACGUUGCGAUCUAAGGCUCUGGGAAUUCAGCAGAAGAACAUUGUGGUCACCUGCAACUAUGUGGCGCGGGCCAAAGGAGUGACCAAGCUGAUGCUCAUCGCGGAGGCGCAGCGAAUCUGUCCGGAUUUGGUUCUGGUCAAUGGAGAGGAUCUUGCCCCGUAUCGGCAGAUGUCGCAAAGAAUCUUCGACCUGCUACUCAACUACACUCCGCUGGUGGAGAAGCUUGGCUUCGAUGAGAACUUCAUGGAUGUGACAGCGCUGGUGGAGCUGCGACAGGCUCAUGCCGCUGAGGCCCAGCAGAAGCCGGCGGUGGGUCACACCUACCCGGCGGAUGGCACUCCCUUAUCCACCUGCGACUGUGGCUGUGCCCAGCGACUGGCGAUUGGCACGCGGAUCGCCCAGGAAAUCAGGGAGGAACUCAAGCUCCGCCUGGGCAUUACCUGCUGCGCCGGCAUCGCCUUCAACAAACUGCUGGCCAAGCUGGUCGGCAGCAGCCACAAGCCUAAUCAGCAGACGGUUCUUGUUUCUACCUACGCAGAGCAGUUUAUGCGGGAAUUGGGCGACCUGAAGCGCGUCACUGGGAUUGGUCAGAAGACUCAGUGCCUCCUGCUGGAGACAGGCAUGUCAUCCGUGGAACAACUACAGCAAUGUGACAUGGACGUGAUGCGCAAGAAGUUCGGCUUCGAAACGGCCACUAGACUGCGGGACUUGGCCUUUGGUCGCGACACGAGCUCUGUCCGUCCUACCGGAAAACCCAAGACCAUUGGCAUGGAGGACGCCUGCAAGCCCAUUUCGGUGCGAACCGAUGUGGAGGAGAGAUUUCGCAUGCUUCUCAAGCGUUUAGUGGAGCAGGUGGCUGAGGAUGGUCGCAUUCCCAUAGCCAUUAAGGUGGUGCUGCGAAAGUUCGAUUCUCAGAAGAAGAGCAGUCAUCGUGAGACCAAACAGGCCAACAUCCUACCCUCCCUAUUUAAGACCUCCGUGUGUCCAGGAGAAACCGGCGUGAGCAGGGUUCAACUGGCGGACGGAGCUCAGGACAAACUUCUCAAGAUUGUGAUGCGCCUUUUUGAGCGUAUUGUGGACAUGAGUAAACCAUUCAACAUCACACUAUUGGGUCUGGCCUUUUCCAAGUUCCAGGAGCGCAAGGUUGGCUCCUCGUCCAUUGCCAAUUUCCUGAUCAAGAAGGCGGAUCUCGAGGUGCAAUCGAUCACAUCCCUGACAAAUACGAGUCUCACGAGUCCCACUGCGGAGAGUCCGACAUCAGAUGAAUGCGCCUUCCGCUCCUCACCAACAACAUUCAAGCCUAGCGAUCAGUUCUACAGGAGAAGAGCAACAACAGCGUCGCCGGUGCCCAUGCUGCUGGACAAUGGUUCCGAAUCUGCGGCCACGAACUCCGACUUCAGCGACUUCUCUGAGACUGAGGUGGAACCGUCUCCGAAAAAGAGCCGCAUCGGAAGGCUGUUGGUGUCCAAGCGAAGCCGUUUGGCGGCGGAUGUAGGGGAUACCGCUGCCGAGGUGGCCUCACCUAGCAAACUGCGCGUCUGUGAUCUUCGUCUGAAUUCACGGGACAGCGAGAAGGACUUUCCCAUGAGCACCACGCCCUCUACUUCUACGUCCGCGCCGGCUCCUCGCUUUCGCACCGUCCAGCCACCGAAUACACUGUUGCAGCGCAUCGACGGCAGCCUCCGCUUCGUGUCCACGCGCACUGCCAGUCGCCUGAGCUCAAACGCCAGCUCCACGGCAUCGUCGCCACUUCCGUCGCCCAUGGACGACUCCAUGGCAAUGAGCGCACCCAGCACGCCGACCAUGUCGUUCCCAUCACCCAUCGCCGCAGCAGUGGUCACCACCACAUCCAGCACGUCCUCGAGCGAUGUCCUCUCGAAUAUCGCUUGUCCAGCGGGCGUGGAUGCAGAGGUGUUCAAGGAGCUGCCCGUUGAGCUGCAAACUGAAUUGAUCGCAUCGUGGCGCAGUUCCCUCGUGGCGGCUGUGGAGCAAAGCAAUGGGACAGGAGCCGCCACAACCACAGCGAUAGCAAGUGGAGCCCCAGCCACUGCCACAACCGCUAGCGGAGGUCAGAAGAAUACGCUGUAUCGCUACUUUCUGCGGAACAAGUGAUGCAGUGCAUCCAAGCAUCACAUCGUUUCUAGUUGUAAGGACAAAGUGAAUAAAUCCGUUUAUAAAUAUGA
Messenger RNA from Drosophila elegans, 2403 nucleotides. RefSeq names its product DNA polymerase iota (gene PolI). Gene Ontology annotation, biological process: translesion synthesis. Lineage: Eukaryota; Metazoa; Arthropoda; Insecta; Diptera; Drosophilidae. Gene Ontology annotation, molecular function: damaged DNA binding; DNA-directed DNA polymerase activity. The transcript is spliced from 3 exons. The coding region runs from base 116 to 2332 and encodes 738 amino acids. The record is from RefSeq and is a predicted model, not a curated record.